ACCCUUUCUCCUAGAGAAAUGGCCCUUAACAGGUCAUCUAACAACAUGAGCACAGUUGCUGUAAUGGUUGCAGUACUACUUCUUGCCUCUCAAAUCACGCCAUCUCAUAGCACUCUGACAGGAAAUAGAAGAUACCUGUUGCAGUCGUCAUCAGCUACCACUGCUUCCACCGCAAAAGCAGGGAUGAUCGAGGGCACAGUCACUCCCACAGAAGGUGGCGUUCCAGGGGCAGAGGACGUUCGCCCCACUAACCCUAGCCACAGCCCCGGCAUCGGGCAUGCAUUCACCAACAACAAGAUUGGGAGGAAGCUGCUUGCGAAGGCAGAGGGCAGGAUCACUUCCACUUCGACAGGGAUGAUCGAGGGCACGAUCACUCCCACAGAAGGCGGAGGCAACCAAGGGGCGACAGAAGAUGUUCGGCCAACUAACCCAUCCCACAGCCCUGGGAUCGGCCAUGCAUUCACCAACAACAAAAUCGGGAGGAAGCUGCUGCUUACAGCAAGUCAAUGGUGAUAGUAAGUGCCUCGAAGAACAGCAGCCAGCAAGCCCUUCUCUUGCUGAUCAGUCCUA
Panicum virgatum (switchgrass) is the source of this 570-nucleotide messenger RNA. RefSeq names its product precursor of CEP9. Lineage: Eukaryota; Viridiplantae; Streptophyta; Magnoliopsida; Poales; Poaceae. Gene Ontology annotation, cellular component: extracellular region. Gene Ontology annotation, biological process: regulation of leaf morphogenesis; root development; nitrate import. The transcript has a single exon. Gene Ontology annotation, molecular function: hormone activity. The record is from RefSeq and is a predicted model, not a curated record. Bases 19 to 513 code for a protein of 164 amino acids.